This is a messenger RNA of Lepisosteus oculatus (spotted gar), 1428 nucleotides long. The record is from RefSeq and is a predicted model, not a curated record. Lineage: Eukaryota; Metazoa; Chordata; Actinopteri; Semionotiformes; Lepisosteidae.
ACGUAAGCCUCUUGUUUUCUACUUCUAUGGUCACAGAUGGGACUUCCUCUUUUGUCGCAGCAUAAACAAGACUUUUGUAGUUGCAAAUGUAAGCAAGGUCAGUUUUAAAUAACGGUGUGGAACUGCGGCUGGAAUAUUUUGCUAGGAUAUGUGUGCCUAGGUUCCUGCUCCGCCAGAAUGGUCUCCUACAAGCUCCUGACCCCGGAAGACGUGUACUUGACUGCCCCUGCCCCUGCUGAGGCCAGGAGGGAGGAGACGCCCCCAGAGAGCCCGGGCAGCCAGAAGAAAGGCGUGUGCUCCACGUCCAAAGCCUUCGUAGGCCUCGGCACGUUUCUCUUUGCGCUGGGCUGCUCGUGGCUCGUCGGCACCAUCUUUUGGCUGAAGUAUCCUGGCAGUGAGCUUCCCGCUCGGGCCCCAUCCCCUUCCCCGGCUGCGGGCGCAGCGAGUGGGGAGGCGGACCCCGAUACUUGCCGGGCGAUCCCCGAGAGCCACCGGUUUGAUUGCUACCCAGAAAGUGGCGUGGUGGUGACGAGGGAGCUGUGUGAGGCCAGGAACUGCUGUUUCAUACAGGUCUCUGCUGAGCCCCCUCCCGCCAAGAAUGGCGUUCCUUGGUGUUUUUACCCUCCCAGUUUCCCCACUUACACUCUGGAUAGUUUAAACGACACCACACUAGGGUAUAUAGGGCAACUGACAAAGAAGGAGAAGACCCAUUAUCCACGAGAUAUUGAGACCCUCCAGCUCGAUGUCAUGUACGAGACAGAUUCCAGACUGCACGUAAAAAUUACAGACAAAUCUGGUCCUCGCUUCGAAGUUCCUCUCUCUGUGCCUCUGGCCACACAAAAGGCCUCAAACCCUGCUUAUACAGUGCUAUUCUCCAAGACGCCAUUUGGCCUGAUAGUAACAAGGACAUCAACAGGAACAGUGCUAAUAAACACGACGGUGGCCCCAUUGUUCUUCGCGGAGCAGUUCCUGCAGAUGUCCACGGCUCUGGCCUCGCGGUACGUCUAUGGCCUUGGGGAGCAUCGCGCUGGCUUCCUCCACAGCGUCGAGUGGAACACCCUGACGCUGUGGGCUCGGGACGUGCCUCCCAUGGAACUGACUAACUUAUAUGGAGUUCAUCCAUUCUACCUGGGCAUCGAGCCAGGCGGAUCUGCACAUGGAGUUUUCCUCUUGAACAGCAAUGCCAUGGAUGUUGCACUUCAGCCUGCUCCAGCUCUGACCUGGCGGACCAUCGGAGGAAUCCUGGAUAUUUAUAUCUUCUUGGGUCCUGAUCCCAACUCUGUUGUUCAGCAGUACUUGGAAGUUGUAGGGGUCCCAGCGAUGCCAGUCUACUGGGCGUUAGGCUUUCACCUCUGUCGCUGGGGAUACAAGACGAGUAAUGGCACCUGGGACGUAGUCAAGGCAAUGAGGAACUAUGGGAUACCCCAG